Molecule: messenger RNA, 3484 nt
Organism: Megalobrama amblycephala (Wuchang bream)
Lineage: Eukaryota; Metazoa; Chordata; Actinopteri; Cypriniformes; Xenocyprididae
Gene: tap1
Product: transporter 1, ATP-binding cassette, sub-family B (MDR/TAP)
Exons: 13
Coding region: 228-2420 (730 amino acids)
Biological process (GO): transmembrane transport
Cellular component (GO): membrane
Molecular function (GO): ATP binding; ABC-type oligopeptide transporter activity; ATP hydrolysis activity
Source: RefSeq, a predicted model, not a curated record
AUUUUGACCCCAAAUGGGGUUUUCCUUGCAGCCACACUUUCGGUUUCAGAUUUGAUCCUUAUAUGGAGGUUUCAGUCACAGCAUUCUCAUCGCUCUUGUUUAGUUACUAAUUUUAAACUAUAAUAUAUUAAAUAAAUGUGGCGGGGAUACUAAAACACAUCGAUUCUUGACAUUUUAAACAGUUUCAGUACUAUCAGCUAACAAGUAUUCGUCUGGCAGUGCAGGAGAUGAAGGAUAAGAUGGCUGUUCCUCUCUUCGCCCUGUUGGCAUUGUGUGUGGACGUGUUUGCAGUGAUGUUCAUCGGUGCCAUCCAGCUGUCCCUCAUCAGCAACGCCUUCAUCAUGCUGUGGGCUGGUGGACUGGUCCGAAUCAUCCUCCUCCUCUUCGUCUCCUUCGCCUACUCCGGCAGCCCGGCGUGGAUGAGAGGAUUCGAGGGGGUGCAGACGGCUGUCGUUCACGGCCUCCUCUAUCCGGUGUAUAUCUCCUUCCUCUGGGCUUGUGGCAAGUCUACUGUGGAGCUGGUGUGGGGUUGGCACACCUGGCAAGGGCUUCUGCAGGGGUAUUUGGUGUUGGCUUUGUCUCUGUUGGUGUGGAAGCGCCAUAUACCCACUAUCCUUCCGACAGCCAAAAAGCAGAAAACAGAGAAGAAGGGCAAGGCUUCGCUGCAGAGGCUGCUGGGAUACAUGAAGCCGUUCGGUGGACGCUUUGCAGCCGUCUUUUUCUUUGUGGUUAUAUCUUCCUUAGGUGAAAUGGCGAUUCCUCAUUACACCGGUAAAAUGACAGACUGGAUCAUGAAUGAAGAUGAACCUGAGGCCUUUAACCAUGCUAUCACCGUCAUGACCCUGAUGACCAUCAUGAGCGCCGUGUGUGAGUUUGUGUGCGACCUCAUCUACAACAUCACCAUGAGCCGAAUACACACCUCCAUCCAAGCGCUCGUCUUCCAGUCCGUGCUGAAACAGGACAUUGCGUUCUUCGAUAAAUCUUCCACAGGCGAAAUCGUAUCUCGCAUCACCACCGACACCAACACCAUGAGCGAGUCUCUGAGUGAGAAGCUGAGCCUGCUCAUGUGGUACUUCAUGCGUGUCUUCUUCCUGUUCGGCUCCAUGCUGCUGCUCUCCCCCAAACUGUCCGUCUUCACCGCACUCGGCCUCCCCAUCAUCUGGAUCAUCCCAGAGUUUUCCGGCCGGUUCUACCAGAAACUUUCUGUGCAAGUGCAAGAAUCUCUGGCGAAGGCCAAUGAUGUUGCAACGGAAACGUUCUCUUCCAUGAAGACAGUCCGGAGCUUUGCUAACGAGGACGGAGAAACCGAGAGGUACAAGAAGUGCCUAGAGAGCACAUACGCCCUGAACAAAGUGGAAGCUGCUGCUUACGCUGCCUCAACCUGGACCAAUAGUAUGUCCAGUCUGGCUUUGAAAGUCAGUAUACUAUACUAUGGAGGACGGCUUGUGACAGGAAGUGAUGUCAGUAGCGGUGAUCUGGUGUCCUUUGUGCUGUAUGAGCUUCAGUUCACUUCAGCUGUGGAGGUGCUGAUGUCAUACUGGCCGCAUGUAAAGAAGGCGGUCGGUGCUUCAGAGAAGAUCUUUGAGUAUGUGGACCGAAAGCCUGAAAUUCCUCCAGACGGCUCUCUCGCUCCUCGAACUCUAAAAGGACAUGUGCGCUUCGAAAAUAUCACCUUUGCUUAUCCAAAGCGACCGGACACAAAUGUGCUGAAGAACGUUUCUCUUGAGCUGAAGCCAGGUCAGAUCACGGCUCUAGUGGGUCCAUCAGGCUCUGGAAAAACCUCUAUUGUGAGUUUGCUGGAGAGAUUUUACCAGCCUCAAAAUGGGGAGAUUUUAUUGGACAACACGCCACUGUUGAGCUACAAAGACCAAUAUCUGCAUGAGAAGAUUAGCGUGGUGGCGCAGGAGCCAGUUCUGUUUGCUCGCUCUGUGCGGGAGAACAUCAAAUAUGGCAAAGAAAAUGCCUCAGAUGAAGAAAUACAAGCUGCUGCCAAGCUGGCCAAUGCAGAUGACUUUAUCUCUAAUUUACCUAAAGGAUAUGACACGGAUGCUGGAGAGAAGGGCGGUCAGGUUUCCGGAGGUCAGAAGCAGCGUAUCGCCAUCGCUAGAGCUCUGAUUCAGAAACCGCAGAUUCUAGUGCUCGAUGAUGCUACCAGCUCACUGGACACAGAGAGUGAACACAGGGUCUACAGCGCUCUGCGGAAGGACCUGAAGAGCUGCACGGUGCUGCUCAUCACUCACAGACUGAGCGGCGUGGAGAACGCAGAUCACAUCCUCUUCCUCCGAGAAGGGGAAGUGGUCGAGGAGGGCAACCAUGAACAACUUCUGGCCAAACAGGGAUACUAUGCAGAGUUCGCCAAACAACAAAACACUGCAAUCCAUCGCAACAACGCAGAAGACGUCACAAACGCCGACCAAUGAUCAUCCACAUCAGCUAUCAUGUGAUGCCAGCACAAAUCAGACGACACAUUUUUGCAUCUUUUCUCCAUUAGUACAUAUUUCUCAGCUGUUCGUUUGUGUAAAUGCUGCUAGUGUUUUUAAAUUAGGUGUAAAUAUCAUAAAAAAUGAGAGAAAAGAUGUGGGUGAAUCUCACUAAAAUAUGUCCCCCAAAUCCAUUAUAUUUGAUUAUUUUAGAAAUUUUUUAGAAUCGUUAUCAUUUUUUUUCAUUGUGACUUAUUUUUCCCAAUUCACAUUAAUAUAAUAUGGUUUAGUUUUGAGCGUAAUUAUUAUCACUUUCAUUGGUGAUUCUCAUUAUGAACACACAAGAAUGAAACUCAUAUAAUGCAGUGCCAUAAAUCAAAAUGCAUGAUGUGCAAAAAAAAACAACAAACAAACAAACAAAAAAACUACUGCACACAUAUUGUAUUUCAUAGUGUUCACCAGAGUAUCCAUUGGACAUGUAUUAUAUUUCCCUUUUAUUAUGUAAUGCAUAAUUAAUGCAUAAUUAAAUUGCACAGGUGUAUUUUUAGUUGCACUAAAUCGUUUGUUAAAAAUUAUUUACAUGAUAUAUAUAUAUAUAUAUAUAUAUACACACACACACACACACACACAUGCUUGCAAAACUUUUAACACACUUUGUAAUAAUAUAUAUUUAUAUAUUGCCAUGAAAAUAAUGUGGGGAAAAAAUUUUCUUUAAACAAAACAUAAUUAUUAUUAUUAUUUUUUUUUAUUUCUGAAUAUAAAAUGUUCUAUUCUUGACAUGUUUCAGGAGAUUCACUCAUAAACCGUUAUCCAGGGCAUAGUAACUCGCUUGUUAUACAAUUUCCAGCACUUAAAUCAUAUCUGUUUUUUAUGCUUAUGAUUCUUUGUGUUUUUUUUAUUUGCUAUAUAAAUUGAUAGAAUUAUGCAAAGCAUAUUUUUUGUCCUGUGGCUGAUAUGUGUUCAUGUUGUACAUAAACAUGUAGUGCGUCAUUUUCAAACAUUAUUUAAUGCUUGCCUGUUUACUUUCUUAAAAGCUUGAUGUUGAUUAAAAAAUGAUGGUCAUA